AGAAGACCUUGUUCAAUUCUUCACAGUUCGUGCAUGUGAAAUACGUGUUUGUUUAUUUUCAUUAUGCAAGCAUUUCGAACACACUUUGCUUAAGAAGUUAUUUUAACUUUAUUUUAGUAAAGGAGUCGCCCUUAUUUACUCUGGGUGAAGAAUGGAAGCCACUCUGAAUAUCAGUGACUCAUUCUUGGAGUCUGAUGAUGAAGAGGAAGAGGAAAAUAAUCAGUCAAUCAAUAAUGUGGAACCGCUGGCCAAGUUAACCAUCUUAAAAAAUAAACAUAUACCCGAGACAGAGUUGCCGCUCUUUCUUGGAGACAACGUCCUGGGCCGUGACCCCAGCAAAUGCACCUUGCCCUUGCAAGCACCCUCCAUCUCCAAGCAGCAUGCCACCAUCUGCAUCUAUGCCAAAAGGAGAAAAGGUUGCAAUGAAGUGGACAAAGAGGCGUUAGUUUGGGACCAAGGGAGCGUGAAUGGGACCCGCAAAGGCCUCUCAAAGCUGACACCCAAUUUACGCUAUGCCCUCAGUGAAGGGGACCGCUUGGUGGUGGCAGACAUCCCAUGCCAGUUUUUAUGGUGCACAGCAGAAAUGCACAAGAAAUUUCUCAACGGAGGUCCAAAGGCGCUGGAGUCGUUGCCUGAGGACACAAGGAAUACCCCGGUCAGAAGAAAUCUCUUGUUCUCUCAGCCGACUCCAACUGACCCACGGGCAAACCUUGUAACAGCAUCUGACUCAGAUGAAGAAGAAGGGGGAGUGAGAAGGAGAAGGUGCCAGGCUCAAGUUUCCGGUUCAGAGUCCUUUAAAUCCAGUCCCACCUGUUCAACAUUCCUGAGUCCCACAAACAAAAUGGUUCUUGAAAGCGUGGAUGAGAGUCCCGUCACACCGCCAUCGUCCUCUAAAAACAGGCCUUGCAGACAUGUCAGCUUCAGCAAAGAGGAGACAGACGUGGAUGCAGGGCGACAGCAGCUAGAGGAAAAAAAGAGCCCAGCAAUAGUGGAUGUGGAUGAAGACACUGACCUAUUUCACAUGGGCAGUGAUACAGAUGUUGAUGAGGAUGAUGGUGCCUUAGACAAAGUUCCCAAAUCUUUGCCUUCCUCUGGGGACACCAAACCUCCUCAUGCUAUUUCAAUUACUCAGCCAGAGAGCAUCACUAUGGACAGUGACACUGAUGUUGAUGAUGAUGGUGCUGUGUCAGGUCCUGCAACAAAAGCAAAACCUGUGUUAUGUCAGAGUGCACACACAGCUGACUCUGCUCCAUCAACACAGCUGAAAGAUAUCCACCUAGACAGUGACUCGGACGUUGAGGAAGAAGAAAAGCAACAUGGAACAAACAAUACGGACAUCAAAAUGGAUGAAACUCUUGCUCGAUUAGAAAUCAAGCCAAGUAAACCUGAAUUAGCCCCUGCAGCUCCUCUUAGCCCACAUCCAGGCAGAAACUCGGACAGUGAAGCUUCUCCUGCCCCUGCUGUCAGUGAACCUUCAGAGGUGUCUGCUGUCACAGAGUCAUGCACCACUGAUGACAAAAGAGCUGAUUUGGAUAUUCUGUCAGACAGUGACACAGAUGUGGAAGAGGACUCUCCUCCAUUCAUGCCUGUUGCUGUCACGUCAACGUCAGGUUCUACUGACAGUAAAUCAAAAGCUCCACAGCCAGAUUCUGAUGCAGACACAGAUGUAGAUGAAUCCAGAGAGUCCACUGCUGGAGAAGGGGGCAUUCAAGACACCUUUGGUCUGGACAGCGACACAGAUGUGGAAGAGGACUCUCCUCCAUUCAUACCUGUUGCAGUGCCAUUAUUGUCAGGUUCUGCCGACAGUAAAUCAAAAGCUCCACAGCCAGAUUCUGAUGCAGACACGGAUGUAGAUGAAUCCAGAGAGCCCACUGCUGGAGAAGGGGGCAUUCGAGACAACUUUGGUCUUGACAGUGACACAGAUGUGGAAGUUAAAGAGGGAGAUUCCGAAGAGGCAGGAAAACAGCUUGAAGGAAUGGACACCCAGGCUUUCAUAAGUCCCUCUCCUGGACCAUUUAGAGGAAAACAGCUUGAAGAAAUGGACACCCAGGCUUUCACAAGUUCCUCUCCUGGACCAUUUAGAGGUGAUCACACUACUUUUUAUUGUGCCCCUGCUGGACGACCUAAAACCCUUUCUUACUUGUCAGACAGCAGUGAGGAUAGCGACUUUGUUGUGGCAGAGACACAAUCCUUUGUCCUUCAAACCAGAGAGGACCAGGAAAACCCUUCAGAGGAUCCCACCCAAGCUUUUUGCCUUGGUUCUUUUUGUGAUGGAAAAAAAGAACAGUCUAUUAGAGAUGGGUCUUUCCUACUGGGACUCCCUGAGAGCAGCCACCUGCAGGGACCGACUCAGGCUUUAGCUAUGGAGAGUACCCAAGCUUUUGUCCCAGUGGAAGGGGGUGUGGCUCUGGAGGAAACCCAAGCAUAUGCAGCCAAUUCAAACGCAGACACAUUCUCUUUAGAGAAUGAUGCAAAUCUGGAGGCUACACAGGAGUAUGUUGCGGAUGAGGAAGAUGCCAGAGGCUCUGUAGGAUCUGAAAAAGAAGGCCAGGUAGAUUUGGCCUUGGAAGCAACACAAUCUUAUGUAAUUGAGCCUCACUCUGAUUCAGAGGAUGAAUCAGAUGAAGGGGAGAGGAAAAGCCAUUCUUCUGCUGAGGCCCAGUCUUCAGGCAUUCUCAUCUCAUCCACUCUUGCCAUGGCUGAAACCCAAUCGACUGCCUUGGAGAAAGAUGAGGAUGAAGACAACCCAGUUUCUAGUUCAGAAGUCAAUACUGACCUUUGUGCUGCUGCAACUCAGCCUAUGGGUUCAGCUGAAGAUGAAGAAAGUGAUGAAGAGGACUCCGCUCCAGGUCCACGUAAAAAGAAAGUAAAACCGUUGCCAGUUGAGGAAGAGGACACACAACCAACCAGCAAGUCUGAGGCCUCUGCUGACGAAACUCAGCCUAUGGGUACAGCUGAAAAUGAAGAAAGUGAUGAAGAGGACUCCGCUCCAGGUCCACGUAAAAAAAAGGUGAAACCGCUGCCAAUUGAAGAAGAGGACACACAACCAAUCAGCAAGUCUGAGGCCUCUGCUGACGAAACUCAGCCCAUGGGUACAGCUGAAGAUGAAGAAAGUGAUGAAGAGGACUCCGCUCCAGGUCCACGUAAAAAGAAAGUGAAACCGCUGCCAAUUGAAGAAGAGGACACACAACCAAUCAGUAAUUCUGAGGCCUUUGCUGAUGAAAUUCAGCCCCAGGAACCAAACACUGAUGAGGGGCAUCAGACAGGAAGAGGGAAAAAAUCUGUUGCUGGAAGAAGUGGCAUCACUGUUAGAGGUUCAAGAGGAAGAAGGACAAGAUUAGGAGAGGAAGAAGAAGAAGAGACUCCUAAACCUCCUCAGAGACAAACAAGAGAAAGGAAAAAAGCUUUACCAACUACCAGAGGAAGGAAAAGGAAAUCAAAACCUGAUGAGACUGAGGAGGAGGAGAAAGACAACCCGCUUUCCAGUUCAGAAGACAAUUCUGACCUUUGUGCUGCUGAAACUCAGCCCAUGGGUACAGCUGAAGAUGAAGAAAGUGAUGAAGAGGACUCCGCUCCAGGUCCACGUAAAAAAAAGGUGAAACCACUCCCAAUUGAAGAAGAGGACACACAACCAAUCAGCAAUCCUGAGGCCUCUGCUGAUGAAACUCAGCCCCAGGAACCAAACACUGAUGAGGGGCAUCAUAGAGGAAGCGGGAAACAAUCUGUUGCUGGAAGAAGUGGCAUCACUGUUAGAGGUUUGAGAGGAAGAAGAACAAGAUUAGGAGAGGAAGAGGAAGAAGAGACUCCUGAACCUCCUCAAAGACAGACAAGAGGAAAGAAAAAAGCUUUACCAACUACUAGAGGAAGGAAAAGGAAAUCAAAACCUGAUGAGACUGAGGAGGAGGAGGAGGAUAAAAACAAGGAGCAAAGGCUUAAGAUGGAAAGAAACAAACAAGGCAAGGAGAAACUAGAAAGAAAAAGACAAGAAGAAGAAGAAAGAUUGCGCAUGGAAAAUGAAGAGAGGUUAAGGCUGGAACGAGAGCAAGCAGAGAAAGAGAGAAUUGAAAAGGAAAGAAAAGAACAAGAAGAAACAGAGAGAUUAGAGCAUGAAAAGGCUGAAAGAGAGAAGAAGGAGAGACUAGAAAAAGAAGAGAAAGAGAAAAAGGAAAAGGCGGAAAAACAAAGGGUCCGAAAGGAAAGUGAAGAACAAUUGCAGAGAGAAAGGAUGGAGAAGUUAGAAAUGGAGAGAUUAGAGCGUGAAAAUGCAGAAAGAACAGAGAAGGAAAGAAAGGAUAAUGAGGAAAAAGAAAAAGCUGACAGGGCACAGAAGGAAAAACAAGAAAAAUUGGAAAGAGAAAGAAAUGAAAAGAUAGAAAAAGAGAUACUAGAGCAUGAAAGGGCAGAGAGAGAAGAGAACGAGAGAAAGGAGCAGGAGGAAAAGUUACAAUUGGAGAUGGAUAAAAGGGUAUUAGAAGAAAGCCUUAAAAAGGAGAAAGAGAGACAGGAGGAAGAAAAAGAAGUCAAAGAAAAGCAAAUAAAAGGGCAACAAGAACACAAAGAGGAAGAAAAUGAUGCCAAAGCACCUGUAAGAGGCCGAAGAGCAGCCAGAAGAAGGACUGCUGCUUCGUCUACAACAUGGGACUCAAAUAUAUCAGCUGAUGAUGAUGUCCCAGUCAGGAUAACCAGAUCACGCUCCAACUCUGUCAGCUCAGAGAGGUCAACUCUUAGUGUUGACACUCCAGAGAGCAGGGGGAGAGGCCGAGGAAGGGGUGCAAAGAGGACCAGUGAGCCUCCUUCAUCAGCCACUGCAAGGCGCAGCAAUAGGAUAGUGGCUGCAGGGAUAACAGAACAGGACAGUGGUGAUAUUUCCUCUCAGGGAGCCCUUUCUAGGGCAAACUCCAGCACCUCCCUCAACUCAGAGAUUUCCAGCUGCAGCUUGAGCACUCGGAACAGAGGAAGAGGAGGCAGGUCAAGAGGAAGAGGGAGGAAAUUAGAGGCUGACUCUGUUGUUAAUAACAGUACUCUGACUGAUCAGAAUUCAACACCUAAACCUGUAGCCAGAGGCAAGAUGAGCAGAAGAGCUGAUGAGCCCUCUAUUGAGUCCCUCCAUGAAGAUGAUGAUAAAGAGGAGGCUGACUUGAAGCACGCUGGUACCACAAGGGGGCAACGGCGAGCCAGUAGAAAUACCUCUGCUGCUGCAGAAGAGGAAGGAACCUCAAAUCAAGAAAGCACAACAGAGAAUUCACACUCACAAAGAAAUAUCAGAGGCAAAGGGCAAAAAGGUGUCAAAAGCAAUGCAAAGGAUUCACCACCACCUUCUGCAGUUAAUGAAGGAGAUGGGGCUAAAAGAAAAGGAAGAAAAAGAGAGCUGGAGGCAAACAAAGAAGAGCCCAGCAGUAGUUCCAGCGUGGCUCAAGGGAGGGAGAAUGCCCAAAAAACAGAUGCAGCAGCAGCAGAGGAAGAAGCAAAAGGUGAAACUAAACAUGAGACACCAGUUCAAGCUAAGAAAAGAGGUAGACCAUCCACGGCUCAAGCUAAGACUGAGAAAAUGGAAGAUGAGCCUGUUGAGAGGAAAGUUAGAGGUCGACCAUCAGCAGCCCAGAACAAGAGAAAGGAGGAUCCGGAAGAAAGUGGAUCAUCAGUUGACCAGGAUGCACAUUUGGAUGCUUUAGAGCCUCACACUCCGACCAGCAUUGCAUCCCGGAAGCGACUGGCUCCUGCAGACUCCUCACCUGCUGCAAAAACCCCUCGCUCCUCCUCUGCUUCCUCUGCAGCUGGGGGUCGAUCUCGAGCUGCAGGCCAGGCCUACAAGGUGCUGUUCACAGGCAUUGUAGAUAAGCCCGGGGAGAGAGUACUGGCUCGUUUAGGAGGCAGCAUGGCAAAAGGUGUUGCAGACAUGAACUGUUUGGUGACAGAUAAGGUACGCAGGACUGUGAAAUUCCUGUGUGCAGUGGCCAAAGGAGUCCCCAUUGUCACCACACAAUGGCUUGAAGAGAGCGGCAAGGCUGGCACUCUCCUGUGUCCUGAUGCUUUUGUUGUGAAGGAUCCAGAGCAGGAGAAGAAGUUCAGUUUCUGUCUGCAAGAGUCUCUAAGGAUUGCCAGCAGUCAGCCUCUCUUACAGGGAUAUGUGAUCCAUGUAACAAAAUCAGUGAUGCCAGAGCCAGUUCAAAUGAAAGACAUCAUCUCCUGCAGUGGAGCUACUUUUCUUCCCAAGAUGCCCUCUUCACACAAGCCUCAGACUGUAGUGAUUUCCUGUGAGGAUGACUUGUCACUCUGUGGUCCGGCUCUGUCUGCUUCCAUUCCUGUCGUCUCCUCUGAGUUCAUUCUCACAGGGAUCCUUCAGCAGAAACUUGACCUUCAGACCCACUCUCUCUCUGCAUCUGCAAGUAAUCUACAACCUGCAGGAGGAAGAGGAAGGGGCAGGAAGAAGACUUAAUGGCACCUGAGUAUGCUGUAAAAAUCCACCAACUGUGACACUGUUUGUAUGUAGGAAAUCUGCCACAUUUAAAACUGAAAGAAUGUAUUUAAUAUAUAAUUAGCAAAAAAUGAUUGUUUGCUUACUCGAUUGUAAACUACAGACACCCUAAGCAAAUAUGCAACCAUACAUUUUAUCGGUCAAUUUUCCUGUAAGAAGUAAUUUCUGGUUGAUUUCAUAAGAUAUUAACUUCUAAGGCCAUUUAACCUAUCGUAAUGGAUCAUUUUUAUCUUUAUCUUGGAAAAAGAGCUUGUUUUUUUUGUGAUAACAGAAUUAUUUUCUGGUGGUAUAGAAAACAAAACAUUAGGCUGGGCACUCUGACCCUGUCUAUACAAUGCAGUAUCUAAUAACUCAGACUGCAUAUGGAGGUGGUCAGGAUGCCUAAAAACUGAUUGGAUUGGUUAUAUAGAUGUAACAUAAUCUGUAGUAUUCUGUUAGUGAACAGAAGCAUAGCUAAUUUAUGUGUUCAACCUUACUCAAAGUAAUGGUGCUUGUAGCUCUUUUACAAUUCUGUAUUAUUUGGCUGAUCUAAGUAAUACGGGCUGAUUUUUGUUUCUAAACAGCUCUUUAUUUUUUACCAUUUUGCCUAUUCUAACACAACAAAAACAGAACAAAAGGAGACUGUCUCCCAAACAGGAGCCAACACUUAUGUUCACAAAAUGUCACUUAGUAUCUGAAUGAUUAAAACGGAUCGUUAUUGCAUUGUAUAAACAACGUCCUACUGACCAGGCCCACACAAAUGACAUAAGUCUUUUUUAUGUUUUGGUCAGCGUUGCAACUUGGGAUGUUGAGAUAAGUCAAGAUCUUGCAAAGACAGCCGCUAAUUAAAUAAAUAAUCCCCACAGGAAGAUGGAAUAAAAACAAUGUAAGAAUGCAUUUCCCUUUAGAGCAUCUGUAGGAAACAUUUAGAAUGUAUAAUUUUUACGCCAUUUGAUGCAAUAUGAUGUGUUUACAUUCAAAUGUGUGUUGUUCUGUUUUUGUAAUAGACCCAAAUGGACGAAGUUGAAGUCAGGAUACUUGCCAAAUAGAAAGUUUUUUUAAUUCUCGAGUUUCAAACUUAACCGCUCAGCUCAGUAUUCUCUACCAAUUAAGCCUUGUGUUUGUGGGAAACUAUGCUUUCUAGAGUUGAAGAAGCUGUAAGAAAUGUUGCUGCCAUGCAGUAUGGGAAUAAUUACUCAUUAACAGUCCUUGUUGCUCUCCCCCUCUCAUCCACUGCUGUGCUCCAGCCGUCCUUUUUACCACUAUAACACGCAGAGUACAAAUUAAUACUGCAAAAUUGCUGCUGCUCCCCAUGUAUGCUAAGUGCUCCAACUCAAUCAGCCAGUUUGGCAGGUUACCAGCUGUGAAGUGGGAGAGGUUUAAUCAUGUUUGGGUGGAGGAAUAGAGGAACUGAUUUGGUCUGUUUUCAAGAACAUCAUCUGUGGGGAUCUGGAUGAAAAAGAAGUGAGCUUCCACCAUGAGAAGAAGAGAAUAGUGCCUUUUAUACCAAGGUAAUCAUGAACCUGGAUCUAAUUAUUCCUCUGUCUCCAUUAACCACCUCCCCCUAACUCCAUUAAGGCUACAUCCAAUCCUAUUACCUCCAGUAAUGAGACAAGAUAAGGCACCUGAAUGCUGAUGCCGCUUCUGCAUCAAUAUCUUCAUAGUCCAUGCCAUACAUUUACUAACUGUUUUCACUCUAAAUAGACAAGUCUGUGUUUUGAAAAAGGCCAGAAAACAUAGAUGAUUUCUCCUCUUAUUCAGUAUAAAUGUAUCUAUGCUGCAUCAUUGGCAUUUUUAAAAAUGCUCAUCUAAAUUCAAGUUUGAUUUAAGAAACCAUUCAACAGCAAAGAUCUCAACACCAACUUUAAACUUGUAGCAGACCAUGUAAUCUGUCUGUAAAACCAAUGACAACAUUAAAUCUUUUCUAUAUUGUGUAACUUAAUGCCUUUUUGCUUUUGCAAGUGUGUCAGUAAUUUGCAUUUUUGACUACUUAACUAUAUACUACUAAUAGUUGCAGGGAUGGUUUUAGUAAAUUGGAGGGCCCAGAAAAAGUCUAGCUGAGCCCCUUUCCUAUUUAGCUUAAAUUAUCAUAGCAAGCGAUAACAAUGCUUUGAAGAAUUUUCCAGGAAAAAUCCAGAGAAGUACAAAACCCACCUGAAAUACUCAACAGUGCUUGCUCAUCACCUCUUGGAAGAUCAUCACAGGGUGUAACUUAAAAAAAAUACAAAUAUAUGCUUACUUUUAGUGCUGUAUUCAUUAUUGUGCCACAAAUCACAUUUUCAAAAUGAUUUGCAUGCCAUUUUACUACACAGUAACUGAACAAUUCCAUGUUACUGUAUGCCUUCAAGUCUUUAUUUUCUUUAGAGGG
Cheilinus undulatus (humphead wrasse) is the source of this 8822-nucleotide messenger RNA. RefSeq names its product mediator of DNA damage checkpoint 1 (gene mdc1). Gene Ontology annotation, biological process: positive regulation of transcription initiation by RNA polymerase II. The record is from RefSeq and is a predicted model, not a curated record. Gene Ontology annotation, molecular function: protein binding. Gene Ontology annotation, cellular component: nucleus. The transcript has 13 exons. Lineage: Eukaryota; Metazoa; Chordata; Actinopteri; Labriformes; Labridae. Bases 152 to 6436 code for a protein of 2094 amino acids.